CGAAAAACGCAGAUCGAGAGGCUAUUUUUAUACGAAGUGCAAAAUUCCCUCGAUAAUUGGCUGUAUCGACGGGACACACAUUAAAAUCAUCAAGCCGAGUACUGAUGAACAUUUAUUUUAUAAUCGAAAGGGAUAUUUCAGUUUGAAUGCCAUGAUUAUUUGUGAUGGUGACAUGAAAAUUCGAGCAGUCGAUGCACGGUAUCCCGGCUCUAGCCAUGACUCAUUCGUAUGGAAUAUUAGCAGAGCCAGGAAUUAUUUCGUUCAGAUGUAUGAGUCAGGGGACCGGACAUCUAAGUUACUGGGAGAUUGUGGUUAUGGCAUAGAACCUUUUUUAUUGACACCCUAUAGAGAUCCACACUACAAUUCCCAGGAAUAUAAAUUUAAUUUGGCCCAUACAUCGGGUCGAAAUAUUGUGGAGCGAACAAUAGGAGUUUUUAAAGGGAGAUUUCGCUGUUUAUUAAGUACGUUACACUACCGUCCAGAAAAAGUAGUGAAAAUUGUAAAUGUCUGCGCUGCGCUGCAUAACAUCUGCAGAAACUACAAAAUAGAGCAUAAUGAAGACGAUCAACCAGCACCAUCCAAUGAUAUUGAAGGGAAUAUAGAAUCUCCACAAAACACGACACUGCAAAGUGAAGGCAGAAGGAUCAGGGAUGAAAUAGCAAACACUUUAUAACAAAGAAGAUAUGGUGUUUCAGUAUUGCAACGAUAAUUCAUAUUUAUUUGUCACAACACAUACAUAUAUAUAUUUAUAUACACUUAUAAAAGAAAUUAAAAAGAUAUA
This is a messenger RNA of Rhagoletis pomonella (apple maggot), 781 nucleotides long. RefSeq names its product putative nuclease HARBI1. Lineage: Eukaryota; Metazoa; Arthropoda; Insecta; Diptera; Tephritidae. The record is from RefSeq and is a predicted model, not a curated record. The transcript has 2 exons. The coding region runs from base 152 to 673 and encodes 173 amino acids.